AUGCCUCGAGUCAACUCGUCACCACACCACGCACAAGUCGGGCCUAGCGGCUGCCACACGUCACCAACCCGCCAAGCCGCCAUCAGAGUUUCGCUCGCCUCCAAGGUUUUCGAGCCGCAGCCGCAGCUUCAGCCUGAUCACCACAAGUACAGGGUGACAUGGCCGGAGCUGAUGGGUGCCGAACCCGAAACCGCAAAGGCUAUCAUUGAACGUGACAAUCCCUACGUAAAAGCCGUUAUUCUGCACCGAGAGGAGGUGACGCGCGACGACUUCUGCUGCAAUCGAGUUUAUGUCAAACUUGAUGCCAACAAGCGUGUCUAUUUGGUUCCUCAUGUUGGUUGA
Striga hermonthica is the source of this 342-nucleotide messenger RNA. NCBI's taxonomy places the organism in Eukaryota, Viridiplantae, Streptophyta, Magnoliopsida, Lamiales, Orobanchaceae. The record is from the annotation of a GenBank genome assembly.